UGACAAACGCCCUUCGCUCCAACGUUCCAAGUGUAACGGGAAAUGUAAUUCGGGGAGCACGCAUAAAAAACCUGUCCUGUUUAUUGCAUUGUGUUACCGCAGUCAUUGUGGCCGGCCAUGGUUAUAUUUAGUACAAAGAAGAAUUUGACGAUAGCGGGUUAGAUGUGUGUGGACAGGUAUCGAACAGGUGGACUAAAAUCACGUUCACAGGUACACCCUGACGGCGUCUCCAUCUGCUCUGAGAAGGUAAAGUGCCCGCCAGUCAACUCUCAGUGAUGUGGCUGCAUAUGGUUCUGCUGUUGCUCGUUUUACCGGUACAUGGCGAUGAGCAAUGCUCCUGGGGGACAUAUGGCGAGAACUGCGACAGGCCCUGCCCCUCCAACUGUUACCCUGUCCUACGGAGAAACCUCAUACACUGUCAGAAGGACACUGGGAAAUGUUCUGAGGGAUGUGUUCGUGGCUACCAUGGCGACCAGUGUAAUACAUCCUGCAGCGGAGGCUGUUUAAACGAAACCUGCAAUCACGGAAAUGGACAUUGUACGUUAGGUUGCAAAGAGAUCUACAUCGGGGACUUUUGCAAUGAGACAUUAGACACAGUGGUGACGACGCAUGCAACUUUAUCAACAACAGAGGCGUCUUCAUCAGAGCCAGAGGUGGAUCUUCUUGUGAUCAUCAUACCUAUCAUCGUCAUCAUCAUAUGUCUGGUCAUACCGGCUGUGGUGGUCUGCCUGGUACGAAAACGGAAACGGAGAAGGAAAGCCGACUUUGAGAACAGGUUCCAAGAAGACAUUCCCUUGUUGGAAAAGACUGGAGCAGGCGCUGCCAGACCGGAGCGUGGUGUGGCUCAACAUAACCCAGAAUCAGAUCCACUGGGGCAAAAGAUAAACAAUGCAAGGGCCUUGUUUGUUGAGACUGCGAGCUUCGAGAAAGUGAGAGAAAUGUUAGAGACGUUCCAUCAUGUGACAAUCAGUGGAGCUCCUGGAGAAGGUAAAACAUCCAUGGCCCUGAUGUUUGGAGCUGAAUACAGGAAGCAGGGGUAUCAACUGAUAGUGGUUGAGGAUCUUGAUAACGUACAGCUGUCUGACUGGCAGGGUGAUGGCAAAGACGUAUGUCUGAUAUUUGAUGACAUAUUUCAGAUGGCCGGGCCAUAUUUGGAUGUGCCUCGUCUAACACAUCUUCUGUAUGAGCUCCAUCUGCACCUAACACAGUGUACGAACAGGCCUGGAGGAAGAUAUGAGAGCUACCAACAGGAGUCGGGAGAGGAAGGAAGGAGAGACAAACAGUCAAACAUGUAUCUCAUAUUCACAUCAGAAUCCACCACAUUAGAACAUGCAAGGUCACAACUCGGAGGCCAGACAUUCCGUUUCUUCAGCAACAGUACAAUUGCAGACUUGACCAAAACAAAGUCAUUUUCCUACACAGAUGAAGAGAAGAAAGAAAUAUGGCAGAAACACAGCUCCCAUUACAAAUACAAAGCAAAAGUCGAAGUGAUCGGACUUGGUGGAAAUGAUAAGCAAACCAUUGGAUUUCCUCUUGUAUGUAGACUUUUAUCCAGUUAUGCUGCCUUUCAAGAAAACCACGAAACGUUCUUGGAGAAUCCUGUAUCCUCUCUCAGAUUAGAACUUCAUGAGAUUAUCAGUCGAUGGGAUGAUCGGUCUGCUGCUCUGAUCCUGGUGCUCCUGUGUGACGGGCAGCUGAACAUUGGUCAGCUGGAGACAGAAUCUGACUCAGAACUAAAGACUCACCUCCAGGCAGUGCUGACUCUUGUGCCAACAUCAACCAACCAGAGUGUAGCUGAAGCUGUCAGGAGUCUUUGUGGUUCAUUGUUGACGGAAGGAAACAUAACAACAUUUUCCCAUUCUGUGGUUUAUGAUGUCUGUGUUUCUGUUUUAUACAGUAUUAAACCUGAGUUUGUUCGUGAACAUUUCAGCAUCCAGAUUCUCAUGAAACAUGUGCAGGAUCAGAAAACCGGUACCAUUCCUGUCAAUGAACACCGUCUAAUCAUUCCUUUCUCAGACUCAUACAGUGAAGCACUGGUUGACAGGAUGGUUGACUCUCUAUUCAGUAACAUAAAUUUAAGCAAAUAUGUUAUGCAACCUAUAUGGAAAAGAAAGGAAAUAAUCAAGAAAGUAUCUAAAAUGUUGAAAGAUAUACCUUCUCUGUCAAAUCAUGCCAAGCACCAAAUCUUCUGCUAUGCCUGUUUCAUUGGGGACAAAUCCAUUAUGAAAAAACUUCUUCCUCACUGUGACAUCAUUAGUCGUGGUUUGAAUGGGUGGACACCUGCUAUGUAUGCUGUUGUGUCUGGACAGAAGGAUAGUUUAGAGCGUCUCGUGAAAGGCAAGGCUGAUCUAAACCUUUGUGAUGACAACAGCAACACCUUGCUACACAUGGCUAGUGAGUACGGGUCAACUUCAGUUGUAGAGUACCUACUUCAAAAUCAUAGAUUUGACAUUAACAAUCCAGGCGUACAUGGCUGGACACCACUUGCAUGUGCAGUGUUUGCUGGGAAGAAGGAUGUAUUGGAUAUUCUUCUGAAAUGCAAAGCUUUAAGAGAUACCACCAUAAAAAAUGCACUUCAUCUAGCAUUUGAGUGGGGAAAUAGCUCCAUCGUAAAAAAUCUGCUGCCACGGACGGGCGUGAAUUACCGUUGUAAAUAUGGCCAGACACCCAUGAUGUGUGCAGUAUCAUCUGGACAGAAGGAGGUAUUCGACCUGCUUGUGUCACGGAAAGCUGACAUCAAUCUGAGAGAUGACAACAACAACAGUCUCCUUCAUUCGGCAUGUCAGCCAGACAAUACGUCAAUUUUAGAGAAUCUCCUUUCACAGCUUGACAUCAACAUACCAGGUCAACAUGGCUGGACACCGGUGAUGAAGGCAGCCGUGAAUGGAAGAAAGGAUGUAUAUGACCUGCUUGUGAAAGAGAAUGCAGAUCUUAAACUGAAAGAUGACAAUGGUAACAAUCUCCUCCAUCUUGCUUGCCACGGAGGAAAUGUCUCCAUUGUGAAGAACCUGCUUCCACAAUUUGACAUUAACAGUCGUGGAGGCAAUGGGUGGACGCCGGUGAUGUAUGCGGUCGUCAGUGGACACGAUAUUCUGUUCCACUUGCUCGUGUCCCAAGGGGUGGAUCUCUCUCUAAGGGAUUACUACGACAACUCGGUAUUUCAUUUAGGAUGCCUGGGAGGAAAUAGAGUCAUAGUGAAGGAACUUCUGCCAAAGGCUGAUUUGAACAGUCAGGGAAAUCUUGGGAGAACAGGUGUCAUGAAGGCUGCUUGGGCAGGCAAUACUGAUGUUUUCAAACUUCUUCUGUUAGAGAAAGCUGAUCUCAAAACACUUGAUGACAACAAUGAUACGAUACUUCACCUGUCCAGCCAGGGUGGUAACUGCUCCAUUGUGGACUAUUUGAUAAAGGAAGGGUUUGACAUAACUUGUCGUGGAAAACAUGACUGGACAGCGGUGAUGAAUGCUGCCUGGUCAGGAAAGAAAGACGUUUUUGAUCUUCUUUCUUCAAAGCAGGGUUCCAUGUCUGCGUACAAUGUAUACGGUGACACAAUACUUCACUUGGCGUGUGAAGGAGGAAAUAUUCCCAUUGUACAAUCACUUUUGUCAACACUAAGACCUGAUGUCAACAUUCGGGGAAAGAAUGGCCGGACUCCAGUAAUGGCUGCAGCAUGGGCUGGGAGGAAUGACGUGUUCGAGCUUCUGGUUUCAAAGAAUGCUGACCUAAAACUGAUUGAUAACUAUAGCAGCAACAUUCUCCAUCUUGCAUGCCGGGGUGGAAAUACACUCAUUAUUGAAUAUCUCCUGCCGCUGUUUGACAUAACCGUUCCUGGAGAAGAUGGAUUUACACCAUUAAUGAUGGCAGCUCUCAGUGGGAAGAAGGAGGCGUAUGAUCUGCUUGUAACAAGAGGGGCCGGUAAAUCAUCGCUUACCUCUACGGAUGAUAAUGUCCUUCAUGCUGCUUGUCAAGGGGGAAAUCUGGCCAUUGUAAAGGAAGUGGUUGACAGCUUUGACAUCAACUGCAGAGGAAAGAAUGGUCAGACUCCUUUAAUGAGGGCAGUCUGUGGCGGCCACAUUGCUGUCUACAAAUACCUGGUGUCACGUGAUGCUGACCUUACACUGGUGGACAAAGAUGGCCGCACUCUUCUACAUCUUGCCAGUCGCCAUGGGCAGCUCGUUAUGUUGAAACACAUCAUUGAUGGUUCUGAUGUCAACACCAAAGAUAAUAUGGGCUUGACACCUGCCAUGACGGCAGUAUUGCAUACACAAGGUGCUGUACUUAAAUACAUGAAAGAUAAAGGGACACAUUUCUCUUUAGUUGACAACGCUGGAGACGAUGCCCUUACUCUCGCCCUUAAACUUGGGAGCAGACAAGUCAUAAAACAACUGGACAGAAAACAUGAUAAGAAAGUGACACCAUGGAAUGAGUUAAUGAAGUCUCUGGUAAGAGGGGAACUAACUUUCCUGAAGACUUUCGGUCAAAAGAGUCCAGAUCUUGUUGAGAAAGACCAAGCUGGAGACACAUUACUCCACCUGGCUUGUCGAGGAGGUAACAGACACUGUGUGGAGUAUCUGCUCCCGUCCUAUGACAUCAAUGUCCAAGGACAGUAUAACUGGACACCGGUGAUGAUGGCGGCAGCAUGUGGACAUGCUGAUGUCUUCCAGCUGCUGGUGGAUCACAAGGCAGGUCUCUAUCAUGUCUCAGACACAAGAGAGGACAUCCUCGCUCUAGCACGUCUGGCAAACAAUACCGAUAUUAUUGCAUACUUGGAAAAAGAUGAGUGAAAUGACAGUAUUGAACUUCUAUCUUUAAAACAAGAAUCAUCAGCGGUGUAGGAAAAGCUUUAUCAUUACGGACAGGACUGACAGUGGUGGAUAUAAAGCAUAACGUUAAGGAAAUACUCGCCUGUGUAAUAAGAUUGGCAGGUACACAGCACAAAGCACGGAAUUUGCAGACUGUGGAAAUUGUAAUUUGGCAGGUACAAUAACAAACACUUUUAUGGAUUUCUUU
Haliotis rubra (blacklip abalone) is the source of this 5007-nucleotide messenger RNA. Its product is annotated as serine/threonine-protein phosphatase 6 regulatory ankyrin repeat subunit A-like. The transcript is spliced from 9 exons. Bases 276 to 4781 code for a protein of 1501 amino acids. Gene Ontology annotation, molecular function: protein binding. The record is from RefSeq and is a predicted model, not a curated record. Lineage: Eukaryota; Metazoa; Mollusca; Gastropoda; Lepetellida; Haliotidae.